AUGCAGUGUCUCAAAGUUGUAAGGAACUUUUCUUUAUGGUCUUCUGUCCCUCUUGGAUAAUUAGACCCAAUUUCUGGAAUAGUCGCCUAAUAUGAAGCUGAUAAUUCUCCCUAAAAGGUCAAUCUAGGAGUCAAUACUUAUAGGGAUAACAAUGGAAACCCUGUUGUUCUAGAAUCUGUUAAAUAAGCUCUACGAAUUGUUAGAGAAAAAAAAUUAGAUAACGAAUAUCCCCCUAUAGAAGGCCUUUAGUCGUUCAUUGAGGCAGCCAUAAAGGUUGGAUACGGGGAGGCUUACUAUACACAAAAUAGUAAAAACAUAGCAGGUUGUUAAGUACUAAGUGGAACAGGAGCUGUUAGGCUAGGGUUCGAAUUUUUAAAUAAGUUCGCCCCUUCUGGAACAAAAGUUUAUGUCCCCAAUCCUACAAAAAAUAUACAUCCAAUCAUAGCUUAGAUGGCAGGAUUGAAGUCCCAGGAGUAUCGCUACUUUGAUCCAAAUACCAGACAAGUUGAUUUCUAAGGGCUAUCGGAAGAUUUGUAUUCUGCUCCCAAUGGAUCCAUAGUAUUACUACAUGCUUGUUCCCAUAACCCAACCGGAUGUGAUCUUGAGUUGUUCUAAUGGAAACAAAUAUUAGAUUUAACUAAGAAAAAAUAAAUUUUGCCUUUCUUUGAUAUGACUUACUAGGGCUUUACUAGCGGAGAUCUUGAAAAAGAUGCUUAAGCCAUUAGAUUAUUUACAGAAGCAGGAGUUCCCAUCAUAUUAGGCCAGUCAUUUGAUAAAAACAUGGGGUUGUCUGGUUAGAGAACAGGAUGCCUAAGUUUAGUUUGUUCCAAUGAAAAAGAGAAGCAAAUCGUUGUCUCAUAGCUUAAUUUGAUUGCUAGAUCUCUUUGGUCUUGUCCCCCUGUUCAUGGAGCUCGAAUUGCAGAAACUAUACUUAACAACCCAGAAAUAUAUCAAUUAUGGUUAGGUGAAGUAAGAAUAAUGGCACAAAGAAUUAAAAAUAUGAGAGUAAGCUUUAUAAAGGCCUUAAAUGACUUGGGUUCCCCUCAUGAUUGGUCUUACAUCUCCAAAUAAUUUGGAAUGUACUCAUUAACUGGAAUUGGACCUUAGUAAAUAAAGGAGCUGGUGGAGAAAUAUCAUAUUUAUUUGUUGAGUAAUGGAGGUAUCUCUAUUGCUGGAUUGAAUGACAGUAAUAUCAAGUAUGUAGCCAAGGCCUUCCAUGAAGUGACAAAACACACUUUAAUAUGA
Messenger RNA from Paramecium tetraurelia, 1245 nucleotides. RefSeq lists its product as uncharacterized. Gene Ontology annotation, biological process: biosynthetic process; amino acid metabolic process. Gene Ontology annotation, molecular function: pyridoxal phosphate binding; L-aspartate:2-oxoglutarate transaminase activity. The transcript has 3 exons. NCBI's taxonomy places the organism in Eukaryota, Ciliophora, Oligohymenophorea, Peniculida, Parameciidae. Gene Ontology annotation, cellular component: mitochondrion. The record is from RefSeq and is a predicted model, not a curated record.